UGAGAGCAGAGCAAAGGUGGCCAGCAUGCCGCACCAGUACGGCGCGGGCGCGGGUGGGAUGGCGCAGGGCCCGCCGUCCCCGCCGCCGCAGCACGGCGCGCUGUACCCGCGCUACGCCAGCGCCGCGGGUCCUGGCGCCGGCGCCUACCGCCCCGAGGAGCGCCGACUUACCCGUGAAGCCAUGGAACGAUACUUGCGUGAUCGUUCCGAUAUGGUUGUUGUCAUAUUACACGCUAAAGUGGCCCAAAAAUCUUACGGAAACGAAAAAAGGUUCUUUUGUCCACCUCCCUGUAUUUACCUUUUUGGCGAUGGUUGGCGGCUGCGACGCGAGCGCAUGCUGCGCGAGGGCGAGACCGAGCAAGCGUCACAACUCUGUGCUUUUAUUGGUAUUGGUAACUCUGACCAGGAUAUGCAGCAGUUGGACCUGAAUAAUGGAAAGCAGUACUGUGCAGCUAAAACUUUGUACAUAUCGGAUUCAGACAAACGGAAACACUUUAUGCUAUCUGUUAAAAUGUUUUAUGGUAAUGGACAUGAUAUAGGCAUUUUUAAUAGUAAAAGGAUAAAAGUUAUUUCGAAACCAUCAAAGAAAAAGCAAUCUUUAAAGAAUGCAGACUUGUGUAUAGCUAGCGGAACAAAGGUUGCUCUAUUCAAUAGACUGAGAUCACAAACAGUGUCGACUAGAUACCUGCAUGUGGAGAAUGGUAACUUCCAUGCAUCAUCUACACAGUGGGGUGCAUUCACAAUACACUUGCUGGAUGAUAAUGAAAGUGAGUCUGAAGAGUUUGCAGUAAGAGAUGGUUACGUCCACUAUGGAUCUACUGUGAAACUUGUCUGUUCUGUAACAGGGAUGGCAUUACCUAGGCUUAUAAUUCGAAAGGUGGACAAGCAAAUGGCAUUAUUAGAAGCAGAUGACCCGGUCUCCCAACUACACAAAUGUGCAUUCUACAUGAAAGACACAGAGCGGAUGUAUCUCUGCUUAUCCCAGGAGAGAAUAAUCCAGUUCCAAGCAACACCGUGCCCCAAAGAGCCAAAUAAGGAAAUGAUCAACGAUGGUGCUUGUUGGACUAUAAUAUCCACAGAUAAGGCUGAAUAUCAAUUUUACGAAGGCAUGGGACCAGUCAGGUCUCCGGUGACACCUGUGCCUCUAGUCCAUUCGUUGAACCUGAAUGGCGGCGGGGAUGUGGCCAUGCUGGAACUAGCCGGGGACAACUUCACACCCUCACUGCAGGUGUGGUUCGGUGAUGUGGAGGCGGAGACAAUGUACCGCUGUGCUGAGUCCAUGCUGUGCGUUGUGCCGGACAUAUCACAGUUCAGGGGACAGUGGCUAUGGGUGCGGCAGCCCACCCAGGUGCCAGUGUCACUGGUGAGGAACGAUGGGAUAAUAUACGCUACGGGUCUGACUUUCACGUACACUCCAGAGCCGGGCCCGCGGCCGGUGUGCCCGCCCGUUGACGACGUGAUGCGCCCCGAGCAGGCCUGGCAUCAUGACGCCAUCGCACACCGCCUGCCGGACAACAUACAAUAGCAGCAGGACUGCAGACUUGACAGUCUGCGGUGACAACUACCGGUCUCUACAGACUCGGUCUCAGUCACAACUUUGUGACAGACUAUAAAAGUGCAGUGACAAAAACGGUCUAAAUAUGGACCCCGGUGGUAUAAAGGCUGAGUGCCAGUGUAGUGACAACUAAAUAAGACGCGGAGUGGAUUCGCUAGUGACAACCCUAACAUCCGUUGCUGUUCUAAAAGGUUCCAAAGAGUUAUAAAUAAUUGGUGAACUAGGAAGUGGUAGAUUUGGUGAGUGACAUUAGCAUGUUAGUUUCGAUAGUGCCUGUAUGUUCGCUUUAUUUGACCUGCCUCGAUUGACUUCUAAUGUCUAAAUACGAUCACUGUAAUGUGCCAAUGUUUUUUGGUGCAGCUUUUCGGUCUAAAAUGCGAAGACUAUCGUAAUAUGAUGAAAAAUUAAAACCGAAUUUCAGAACUUAAAUAAUAUUCACGAUUAUGUAACCGUAACAUAGAAUAGCAUUUUUUUAAAUAAGAAUUACAGCGAGAGUCAAUAGCUUUGCCGUUCUAGAACAUUCGCGAAGUAAACGGUCUCAAUUACAAUUCUAAAGUUACAUUUAAAUUUACUUUUUUCUGCGAGAUUACGACACCAAAAUGCUAUAUACUAAGAUAGGUAACGUUAGAAAAGCAAUACAAUUUACUUUUUAAAGAAAUAUUAUAGACUUUUGGUUUAAAAACUAUCGUUUUAUAAUUUAUCAGAAAUUGUAUCUCACGUAUCACGCUCAUCUUUAGACUAGUUUAUAUUUUUAAAAUGAACGUAAGCUUAUUGCAAUUUUAUUCGAUAUUUUGGUGUGCAUUUUUGUUAAGGUGGGAACACAUGCUGUGUUCCAGUUUCGCGGCGAUAAGACGAAAGAAACUUUGAAACCACAGAUGGAAUUGAAGAGUUUUUGUUCUAAUAUUGUAUUGCCUAAUUGUGUAAAGUAGAAUUGUUAGAGCAUUUGUUCCUAGCCUGACUUUUUUGAGAUUUAAAUUAUGAUGAAAUCUCUCAGCUCUGAUUCGAUUCUUCGGGGCCAAAUAGCUGUAAUGUCCAUGACAAGUCAACAUAGAUAUAGUUAAGGGUCACAUAAAAUAAAAUUAGGUUGAGAUGUCUCGAGAUUACUUAAGCGAAUAUUCGAAGACUUCGUUUAUAAGUUUGUAUACGUAAGAUUAAGUUUUAUGCCAAUUUUACAAUACUCCAGUCCAGCGAUUCCAACGCUGGAUUACAAAUCUAUACAUCAAACCCAACCCUGGAUCCCAUACAUUCCAGUUAAAUUUUAACUUUUAUAGAUGUAAUCCAGAGAUGGAUUCGAUCGCUGGACUGGAAUAAUGUGAACGCGGCAUUAUUGAAGGGAUGAAAACCAAAUAUGUUUUGCUACAUUAUCUGUGCUCGCUUGGUUGCGUUUUUUAUUGGCUAUUGGCAAAGGUAAUUCUGCCACUCGAAUUUUUCUCAUUGAUUUACCUACUUUUUUUGUCUUAGGGCACGCAUUACUGUCGUAUUCAUUAUGUAUGUAUGUAUAUUAACGGAGAUUUUAAUGAACAACUAGUGAUGUAGUUAGAAUUAGUCGAUAGUACAUUUGUUAUAUUUUAGAGGAGACUUUCAAUUGAAAAUUUCUAUUUAUUUAAAAUGCGACUUUUCAGAUGUUUUAUAAAUUUUUUUUUUGGUAAAUCGAUAUCGUGUGUAUUUAUAAUGGAGAGUGUGAUUUUUCAAACAUUCCAUAAGGAAGUGAAUUAAUAAGUACAAAAUUUUUUAUAAAAAUAUUGAUUUUUAUAUCGACUAUAAAAAUAAUUAAAUUACGAGACAUUUAUAUGGAAUUGGUAUUGUAGACGCAGUAUUACGGUGAAUAAGUAUUGAAAUAGACAGAAUAUUUCGUCAAUUUUGUAUAAAAUGUAAACGAUUUUUCAACUUUUUUUU
This is a messenger RNA of Papilio polytes (common Mormon), 3451 nucleotides long. It is a transcript of the gene Su(H), whose product is annotated as suppressor of hairless protein. Lineage: Eukaryota; Metazoa; Arthropoda; Insecta; Lepidoptera; Papilionidae. Gene Ontology annotation, molecular function: RNA polymerase II cis-regulatory region sequence-specific DNA binding; DNA-binding transcription activator activity, RNA polymerase II-specific. Gene Ontology annotation, biological process: regulation of transcription by RNA polymerase II. The coding region runs from base 26 to 1525 and encodes 499 amino acids. The record is from RefSeq and is a predicted model, not a curated record. Gene Ontology annotation, cellular component: nucleus. The transcript has 4 exons.